Molecule: messenger RNA, 647 nt
Organism: Planococcus citri (citrus mealybug)
Lineage: Eukaryota; Metazoa; Arthropoda; Insecta; Hemiptera; Pseudococcidae
Product: acyl-CoA Delta-9 desaturase-like
Exons: 2
Coding region: 87-488 (133 amino acids)
Biological process (GO): unsaturated fatty acid biosynthetic process
Cellular component (GO): endoplasmic reticulum membrane
Molecular function (GO): iron ion binding; stearoyl-CoA 9-desaturase activity
Source: RefSeq, a predicted model, not a curated record
UACUGGUUUUCUGCUUCAUUAUUCCUACUGUGGUACCGGUUUAUUCAUGGGGUGAAUCUUGGUUGAAUUCUUGGUUUAUUGUCGCCAUGUUGCGAUACACGUGGACCUUAAAUAUGACUUGGUUAGUGAACAGCGCCGCUCACAUGUGGGGAAACAAACCAUACGACAGACAUAUUAAUCCAUCGGAAAACAAAUGUGUCUCGUUUGUGGCUCUAGGCGAAGGGUGGCACAAUUAUCAUCACGUGUUCCCAUGGGACUACAAAACCGCUGAACUAGGAGACUAUUCGGCCAACCCGACGACAGCAUUUAUCGACUUUUUCGCUAAAAUCGGUUGGGCUUACGAUUUGAAAACUGUAUCCGUUGAAAUGAUCAAGAAACGCGCCGAAAAAACAGGAGAUGGUAGCCAUCCGGUUUGGGGCUGGGGCGAUAAAGAUAUCCAGAAACAAGACAUCGACGCAGCUGUAGUCAUCAACAAGAAAGACGAUUAAAUAGUAUACGAAAUGCUCACCGGUCAAAGAAAUCGUUUAAAUUAUGUAGGUACCUAAAUCUACUUAAUAAAUUGAAUCUACUUAAUAAAUUGAAGUGGUGUUUUUUUUGUAACACCAUCAUGUUAUUGUUUUAUUUUCAUUCUAUUAAUUUUUUUUGGA